UGGGGGACAGCUCAGACGCUCAGUCAGCUCUGAAGUGGACGCCUGCCUGCAUCACUGUGCUGUCCCCAGUUCCUGGGUCAAGGCCUGCACCUUGUGGGUGCUUUAGAGACAGGAUAGAGUGAGGGGCCAACCCCCUGGUGGCUGGGAUGGAGGGCGCCCCGGCUGGCCACUUCCACACGACCACGCCUCUGCUGGAGAGCUGGGCGCUAUCCCGGGAGGCGGGCGUGAAGGUCCUCCUCAAGUGUGACAACAUGCAGCCGGCCGGCUCCUUCAAGAUCCGGGGCAUCGGGCACUUCUGCCAGCAGAUGGCCAAGAGGGGGUGCAAACACCUGGUGUGCUCCUCAGGGGGCAACGCGGGCAUCGCUGCCGCUUACUCUGCUCGGAAGCUUGGCAUCCCAGCCACCAUCGUGCUCCCCGAGACCACGUCCCUGCAGGUGGUGACGAGGCUGCGGGGACAGGGGGCCGAGGUGCAGCUGGCUGGAAAGGUCUGGGAUGAUGCCAAUCUGAGGGCACAGGAGCUGGCCAAGAGGGACGGCUGGGUGAACGUCCCCCCGUUUGACCACCCUCUGAUAUGGGAAGGCAACGCCAGCCUGGUGCGGGAGCUGAAGGCCACCCUGGGGACCCCUCCAGGUGCUGUGGUCCUGGCAGUGGGCGGCGGGGGACUCCUGGCAGGGGUGGUGGCUGGCCUGGUGGAGGUGGGCUGGCAGCACGUGCCCAUCAUCGCCAUGGAGACCCGAGGGGCGCACAGCUUCAACGCCGCCGUGGAGGCGGGCAAGCUGGUCACGCUGCCGGACAUCACCAGCGUGGCCAAGAGCCUGGGCGCCAAGACGGUGGCCGCGCGGGCCCUGGAGUGCACGCGGGAGUGCAGGGUCCUGUCUGAGGUGGUGGACGACGCGGAGGCCGUGAGCGCUGUGCAGCGGUUCCUGGAUGACGAGCGCUUGCUGGUGGAGCCUGCCUGCGGUGCAGCCCUGGCCUCUGUCUACUCGGGCCUCCUGGGGAGGCUGCAGGCUGAGGGCCGCCUGGGCCCCCUGGCCUCUGUCGUGGUCAUCGUUUGUGGGGGCAACGGCAUCAACAGCGGGGAGCUGCAGGCUCUGAAAGCCAAGCUGGGCCAGAGCUGAGGGUCCCCAAGACCUGCCCCCAAAGGCUGUGGACACGUGUGGCUGGCUCAGGGCCUCUGCUCCAGGGGAUGACUGUGGGGGCUGCCUGGACAUUCAAGAUGGCCUCCUCCUCCUCUUCCUCCUCCAGGAAGCCCUCCAGAACUGCUCCUGGGGCUCCUGGCAGCCACGGC
Molecule: messenger RNA, 1288 nt
Organism: Urocitellus parryii (Arctic ground squirrel)
Lineage: Eukaryota; Metazoa; Chordata; Mammalia; Rodentia; Sciuridae
Gene: Sdsl
Product: serine dehydratase like
Biological process (GO): L-serine catabolic process; L-threonine catabolic process
Molecular function (GO): L-serine ammonia-lyase activity; threonine deaminase activity
Source: RefSeq, a predicted model, not a curated record